AUGGGCGCGAAAGCAUCAAAACCUGUUCAAUCGGCGACGCGGAAGUUCCCCGCGAGGGCGCCCGGCAAUGCCGCUCCACCACAUACUCGACCACAGCCGUCGGCGCAACCUCGUGAACCCCGCCCUUCUUCUAUGAAAGACGAUGCCAUCAAAAGAGACAGUGUAGAUCCAGACCCGAAUCCUAUGACAAACGCGGCGUUCUCGCAGCGUCUGAAGCAGAUGGGCGUUGCGACACCAAACCCGACGCUAUCGAAUUCGUCAACCGCAACUUCUUAUCCCGGCUUCCCAGAGCAAAAGCCUGGAGAACCUAGGUUCCCUCCAUCAACCCAGAAUACCACGUUGAACGCCCUCGAGGCGCGGCAGCGGUUGCAGGAACGUGCGCAAGCCGAGUAUGAGGACAGGAGUCAGGGGAGUGAAUUUUUAGACGUGGGGACUCUGACACAGGUACUCAUCAUGCAGGGACGAGGUGUCCCGCAUGCCGAUAUCGAGAAGAGGUUUAGGCUUAAGAGAGGCGUCGUAGACAGAUUAGGGCCUAAGGGAGUUACUGUGCCAUAUGGCCAAAUCCUAUGA
Messenger RNA from Annulohypoxylon truncatum, 570 nucleotides. RefSeq lists its product as uncharacterized. The transcript is spliced from 2 exons. The coding region runs from base 1 to 570 and encodes 189 amino acids. The record is from RefSeq and is a predicted model, not a curated record. NCBI's taxonomy places the organism in Eukaryota, Fungi, Ascomycota, Sordariomycetes, Xylariales, Hypoxylaceae.